Dromiciops gliroides (monito del monte) is the source of this 5703-nucleotide messenger RNA. It is a transcript of the gene SREBF1, whose product is annotated as sterol regulatory element binding transcription factor 1. Gene Ontology annotation, biological process: regulation of transcription by RNA polymerase II. Gene Ontology annotation, cellular component: nucleus. The record is from RefSeq and is a predicted model, not a curated record. Gene Ontology annotation, molecular function: protein dimerization activity; DNA-binding transcription factor activity, RNA polymerase II-specific; RNA polymerase II cis-regulatory region sequence-specific DNA binding. Lineage: Eukaryota; Metazoa; Chordata; Mammalia; Microbiotheria; Microbiotheriidae.
CCCCCUCCCCGGGGCAGUUAAGCGACCAACUUUUUGCGGGCAUGGCGCCGGGGGCGGGCGGGUGGCGACCCUGGCACUAACUUUGUUUCAGGAACUGGGCGAGGCCACUGCACGCCGGCGGGCCCGGGGAGAGUUCGGGGCGCGCACGAUUUCUCCUUCGGGAAGAGUGCGGUCCAUGGAGCAGAGCUAAGGGAAGGCACCGGGAGAGGCGUGGUGUGGGGAGAGGAACGCCACCCAGCCCGGAGAAGGCGUCCGGGGUCCGGCAGACCGGAGGCGGCGGCGGCGGAGCUUCGGGCCCCCUGCAGCCGCCAAGAUGAAUGGCCUGUCCUUCGACGAGACGGCCUUGGAUCCCUCCCUGGCCCUGGGCGAGUCCAGUGACAUCGACUCGGCUCUGCUCAGUGACAUCGAAGAUAUGCUUCAGCUGAUCAACAACCAGGACAGCGACUUCCCCAGUCUCUUUGACUCCAGCUAUGGUGGGGCCGCACCCCCCUUCCAGGAUGUUGGCUCUUCUGGGGGGCUGUCCCCUCCUCCCAGCUCUCUCAGCUCCACCCUUGACAACUUCUUGGGGAACACCAAGGGGCUGCCCCAUGGAAAGAUGUACCAGCCUCCACCUCCUCCCCCUCCUCCAAUGAGCAGCUUCCAGCCCCCACAGCUGAUAGCAGGGCCUGACCUGAGCCAGGCCUCAGCCAGUAUCAAGGAGGAGCCCAUGCAACUUUCCAUCCUUCAGCCUUCUCCCCCUCAGCUGCUAUCCCAGCCUGGGCUGCCACCCCCACUGGUUCCACCACCACCUCCCCCAUCCCAGCCUCAGGCCCAGCCUCAGCCACAGGCCCAACCUCAGCCCCAGCCCCAGCCCCAGCCCCAGCCUCAGCUGCAGCCACAGCAGGCCCAGCCACCAAAACCACAGCCACAACCACAGACACAGACACAGGAAUUACAGCCACCAGGAGUCAUGGUACCCCAGAGUUUUGCUCCUUCUUCCCAGCCUCAGUUUACCUCUCCAUCUCUACUGGACUACCAAGGCCAGGGCAAUUUCCCAGCAGCCGUUCCUCCUGCUAGCAUCCAGCAGCCCCUGUCUCCUCAAGGGCCAUUGCCAGUUACCAUCCAAGCCCAGGUUCAGAAUCUCUGCCCACAGCAGUUGUUGACAGCACCCGCCCAGGUUGUGUCCUCCCAGAUCCAGCAGGUCCCAGUCCUGCUCCAGCCUCACUUCAUCAAGGCUGAUUCACUGGUCCUGACAGCUGUGAAGACCGAUGUGGGCACAGGAGCGAAGACCUCAGGGAUCAACUCUUUGGCCACCACCACAGCAGUGCAGUCUGCCCCCCUGCAGGUCCCGACCCUGGUGAGCGGAGGCACCAUUUUAGCCACCGUGCCCCUGGUGGUAGAUGCUGACAAGCUGCCCAUCAAUCGUCUUGCUGCUUCGGGCAAGACCCCCAGCUCUCAGAGCAAAGGGGAGAAGAGAACAGCUCACAAUGCUAUUGAGAAGCGUUAUCGAUCCUCUAUCAAUGACAAGAUUGUGGAACUCAAAGACCUGGUUGUGGGAACUGAGGCUAAGUUGAACAAAUCAGCCAUCCUGAGGAAGGCCAUUGACUACAUCCGGUUCCUGCAGCAGACCAAUCAGAAGCUAAAGCAAGAGAACCUGACUCUCAGGAUGGCUAUGCAGAAGAAUAAAUCCCUGAAAGACCUGGUAUCAUGCGCUAGUGGGAACAUGGACAUACCCAUGGAGAUCAUCAAACCGGAGAUGGUGGAUGCGCUGACCCCACCCCCCUCAGAUGCUGGCUCCCCCUCCCACAGCAGCCCCCUGUCCCUGGGUAGUGGUGGCAGUGGCAACAGUAGUGACUCAGAGCCCGACAGCCCGAUCUUUGAAGACCCUAAGGUGAAGCAGGAACAGCUCCCCUCCCCCAGCAGCCUGGGCAUGCUGGACCGAUCGCGGUUGGCCCUGUGUGCCUUUGUCUUCCUCUGCCUUUCCUGCAACCCGUUGGCCUCCCUUCUGGGCAGGAACAGUGGGCAGAGCCAGACUGACAGCACCAUCUACCACAUGCCUGGCCGCAGCGUGCUGGGCACAGAGGGCAAAGGUAGUUCCAGCUGGUCUCAGUGGCUUCUGCCCACUUUGUUUUUCUGGAUGCUUAAUCUGUUGGUGGUCCUGGCAGCCUUCAUCCGCCUCUUCAUCUAUGGCGAGCCCAUCACCAGGCCCCACUCAGGACCCUCGGUCUUGUUUUGGAGACACCGCAAGCAGGCCGAUUUGGAUCUAGCCCGGGGGGAUUUUGCUCAGGCCUCGCAGAACCUGUGGCUGGCUCUCCGAGCCCUAGGGCGGCCUCUCCCCACCUCCCAUCUGGACCUGGCCUGCAGUCUACUCUGGAAUCUCAUCCGCCACUUCCUUCAGCGUCUCUGGGUGGGACGCUGGCUGACUGACCGGGUGGGGAGCCUCCUUCGAGAUCAGGAGCUGCAGGCGGAUGUCAGAUCUAGCUCUAGGGAUGCAGCCCUGGUCUACCAUAAAUUACACCAGCUGCAUAUGACAGGAAAAUACACCAGUGGCCACCUUGCUGCUGUCAACCUGGCAUUGAGUGCCCUCAACUUGGCGGAAUGUGCAGGCAGUUCCAUCUCCGUGGCCACCUUGGCCGAGAUCUAUGUGGCCGUGGCACUCCGGGUCAAGACGAGUUUUCCUCGGGCCUUCCAUUUCCUGACGCGCUUCUUCCUGAGCAGUGCCCGCCAGGUGUGCCUAGCCCAGAGUGGCACCAUGCCCCCUGCCAUGCAGUGGCUUUGCCAUCCCGUGGGGCAUCGCUUCUUUGUGGAUGGGGACUGGGUAGUGAGGAGCACCCCUAGGGAGAGCCUCUACAGCUCCACAGGGAACCCAGUGGACCCCCUGGCCCAGGUGACCCAGCUGUUUCGGGAACAUCUGUUGGAGAAAGCCCUGGGCUGUGUGGCCAAGCCUGAACAGACCCCGGCUUCAGCUGAUGGGGACAGAGAGUUCUCCGAUGCCCUUGGGUACCUGCAGCUGCUGAAUGGCUGCUCGGAUGCCGCCGGGGCCCCUGCCCUCAACUUCUCCAUCAGUUCAAGCAUGGCUGCCACCACCGGUACUGACCUGGUGGCCAAGUGGUGGGCGUCCCUCAUUACGGUGGUAAUUCACUGGCUCCAGCGAGAUGAUGAGGGGGCAGAGUCUCUCUACCCCAUGGUGGAGUACAUGCCCAAAGUCCUCCAGGCUUCUGAGAAGCCCCUGCCUCGGGCCGCCCUGCAUUCCUUCAAGGCAGCAAGGACGCUUCUGGGGAAGAAGCAGCAGGAGCUCAGUCAGGCCAGCCUGAGCCAGUGUGAGAAGGCCAGCAGCUACCUCCGGGACAGCCUGACCGCAGGGCCCUCUGCAGCUACCGCUGGCACUUCUAUUGACAAGGCCAUCCAGCUCCUCCUGUGUGACCUGCUUCUGGUGACCCGCACCAGUCUGUGGCAGCAGCAGGUGGGCACUGCCCAGCCCCCCAGCUCUGGCCACCAAGCCUCGGCCCUGGAACUUCGAGGCUUCCAACAGGACCUCAGCAGUCUCCGGCGUUUGGCGCAGUCCUUCCGGCCCGCCAUGAGGAGGGUAUUCUUGCAUGAAGCUACUGCCGCUGAUGGCUGGAGCCAGCCCACUCGGACUCAUCAACUCCUGGACAGAAGCCUGAGGAGAAGGGUUGCCCCAAGCAAUAAAGGAUCAGGUGAGCUGGAGACUCGACCCACUCAGAGGGAACAUGCAGAGGCCCUGCUGCUUGCCUGCUGCUAUCUGCCCCCCACCUUCCUGUCAGCACCAGGCCAGCGAGUGGGCAUGUUGGCCGAGGCUGCCCGGACCCUGGAAAAGCUAGGAGACAAGAGGAUGCUGUAUGACUGCCAACAGAUGAUGAUCAGGCUGGGCAGUGGACUACUGUUACCUCAGGGUAGCCGAGCCUGCCCUGGGCCUCGCAGCCUCUCCAAAACCCCAGCCAGGAUGGACUGUCACAGACCACCCAGUCCCCCUGAAACUUUCAACCAUCCAGGACCAGCCUGGGGCCCCUCUGCCUGCGUCAGGGCCUAGGACCUUAGAACCUUGUCAUGGCAGUGUCACCGAGGCCCCUUAGGAGCUAGGGUUCCAGAGAUACUAGAGGAUACGGGGAGAGGUGGGCAAGGUGACCUCUUUUCCUCAGUCACACACCUGGAACCCACCCACAUCCACUGUCCUGAUACCGAGAGGAGCCAGCAUGGCGCUAGACCCUUCUUCAUUCAAACGCGCCUUUCCCUACCCCUGACCUUGAGAAACAACUGGAUUCAGUCAAGGCCAGGGUUCAGAUCCCAGCUCUGACUCUGGGCCCCAGUUUGUUGGACUAGGUAACUUUUCCACCUCUGUGAUCCUGUCAAAGAAAACAGGUCCUGGACACUUCUCGAUGAGGCUCCUUGGGCAGUUGGGGGGCCGGAGCAUGUGAUUUUUGUUUGGGUGACAUGCCCUCUAUGGAAGGGGCUGUCACCAUAUCCUUCCCCUUGCCCCCUCCCUCCCAUCUAAUCACUGGGUAAUUUGAUGCCUGUGAUUUAUUGUGUUUAAUGGGCCAAGGCUAAUGAGAACUUUGCCUUUUCCUUGGUAAUCAGCCCUCACCUGGGGAGUAAGGAGGGGGUGCAGGUGACUAAAGGGGCCCCAGGUGACAGGCUGGGCAAAGAGAGGAAGGAGGUGGUGGUAGUUUUCCUAAAGGACUACAGGCCUCCCCUCUGGCCUAAUGGGCAGGCAGCGAGGUUGCUGGAUGAGAUGCUACUGACCUCUGGUGGUCCCUUGGGAGAUUGCAGGGGCUGUGUGAAUACCCCCUGAGGCAAGGCCCAUAUUCAGUCCUCCACCCAAAAUGGAUAGACUGUUGACCUCAGAGCCAGCAAGACUUGGGUUCAAGUCCCACCUUUGAUAGAGACUGGCACAGUGCACGAGGCAAUUCUUGGAGGCCUCUGGAAACUUCCUGUAUCCAUGAAAUCACAGGUGCCGCUCCACAUGGCUGCUUGAUCGCAAAGGAACCAAAUAGUGUAUUCUGUCCCACGCCCCCUCUCCCUUUCUGAAUUGACUGCUUUUGGGGGAGGGUUAGUCAGUUGUCCUGGAGUAGAUGUCCUUGACCUUUGGAGCUGAGGGAGGCUCGAGGGAAAGGCCCUUCCUACAGAAGCGCUGCUGCCAUGGGUCUGGUUGCCCUGUUAGUGUUUUCUGGGUGUCUCAUAUGCCAAAAUAACAAGGGGGGGCAGUGGGGCUCUUGACUUCACCUAGGACAGCACAGACCUUGGCAACCACAUGGGUCUGGGGGCUCUACCCCUGGCCCUCAGCCUCAGAUUCCCUUUCCUCCCCACCCUCACUGCCUCUACUCCCACCCCUCAGGCUUUCUGCUACAAGGGGAGUUUCCCCCUGUUCCCCCCUUGCAACCAGGGUUUGGCCCACAGGAGGCCUUCACUUCCAAAGUUCUCUGGCCUUUUCAGGAAGGGAGGUGGGUCCCUGCUCCCUGGCCACUGUGGGUUCCAAGUCAGUGACCCCCUGAGGGUCACCCUAGUGGAUGAGGGGGGAGCAGGCCCGGGGCUUUGUGGCUGACCUUGUACAUAUAUGUAUAUAUUGUCACUACAUCUCCUUGCCACUGCACUAGCCUCCCUAAAGUAUCGGGAGACACCUGUACUACUUUUUUCCUUUGCAAACUUUUAUUUUCAUAGUGUGAGAAGAGUUUUGUACAGAAAAUUAAAAGGAGAAAUUAUUUAUAA